CAUCCAAUCACAGACGUCGUCUUUGCGGCCUCCCCCCCUGCUCGCUCAUAUCCGGUCGUAUAUAUUUUGCCACGAGUUAGCGGCGAAUUUGGAGUGUCCAUUUUGAGCGGCGAGUCGGCGGCCCCCGGUUUGUUCUCCUAAAUCUCUCAUAAAAAAUCCAGUUUCACGAUGGCGGACGCUGAGAAUCAGCUCAUGGAGACUUCAGAACAGAACGGAGACGAAGAGCAGAACGGAGCCGAGCAGGAGCUGAUGGGGGGCGACGAGAGCCAGGACAGCGGCACAGACGGCGGGAAGAUCGACGCCAGCAAAGGAGAGGAGGAUGCUGGGAAAAUGUUUGUUGGUGGCCUCAGCUGGGAUACCAGUAAAAAAGACCUGAAGGAUUACUUUAGCAAGUUUGGGGAAGUCUCGGACUGCACCAUCAAAAUGGACUCCAACACCGGCCGCUCCCGAGGCUUUGGCUUCGUACUCUUUAAGGACUCUUCCAGUGUGGACAAAGUGCUGGAACAGAAAGAACACAGACUUGACGGACGUCAGAUCGACCCAAAGAGGGCGAUGGCCAUGAAGAAAGAGCCUGCUAAGAAGAUCUUUGUUGGGGGGUUGAAUCCUGAAGCAUCUGAGGAAACUAUAAAGGAAUAUUUUGGAGCCUUUGGAGAGAUCGAGGCUACAGAGUUGCCCGUCGACCCGAAAUCCAAGAAGAGGAGGGGCUUCAUCUUCAUCACUUAUAAAGAUGAAGCAAGUGUUAAGAAGUGUCUGGAGAAGAAAUACCACACCAUCGAAGGUGGCAGGUGUGAGCUGAAGAUCGCCCAGCCAAAAGAAGUUUACCAGCAGCAGCAGUAUGGGACGGGACGCGGAGGAGGAUAUGGAGCACGGGGAGGAAGGGGUCGUGGAGGUCAGAGCCAGAGUUGGAACCAGGGCUACGGAAGCUACUGGAACCAGGGAUACGGCGGGCAAGGCUAUGGCUACGGAGGCUACAGUGGCUACAACAGUUAUGACUACUCCCCUGCCUACUAUGGAUACGGCACCGGCUAUGACUACAACCAGGGGAACGCCAGCUACGGUAAAACCCCGAGGCGGGGGGCACACCAGACCAGCUACAAGCCGUACUGAUGAUCACUGGGUGGCAGCAGGACUCUGGUGAUCCAGUCAUACCGACGGCAGGACGGACGCACUGGGCUCACUGGACCUCUUUUAUGACGGAAGACCAUUUGUACAGAAAACAUCUGAAAUGUAACUUUUCCAUGCAUUUUUUGUUUGUUUUUUUUAGCCUUUUUCUUUAAGUUUUGCUUUUCCCUUCGGUGUGUUUUUAUUUUUUUUCCUCCACAUUUCCACAGGAAGUGUAAUUUUUACUGUACUUUUUGGUACCUGUUUUGAUUCUAAUGUAUUGUAAGGGUUGUAUUUUACAUGUGUGCUGGCUUUACAGGUGGAAAGUCGCUGCGCUGUAAAGGAGCUUUUUUUGACAAAUAAAACCAGUUUUCAGUAAUUUUUUUUUUUCUUUUCUGAUGCUUGCAGGUUUGAAUCAAAAUGGGCUUUAAGUUGAAUUUCUUUUAAUUUGGGGGGCCUGUGAUGCUCGUGCCAGAAUAGGUGAAACCAUUUGAAUGAGGCUGCCGUGUGAAGGCCUACAGCCGUAGGAUGUAAUGUGGGUGUUUCUGUUUAGAGUAUUUAAGUACCGCUGAUUUUAGAUUGUCCCCCUGUUUCGUUUUUCUUCUUUUGGACAGAUUUAAUCUUGCCAGUGUCGUCCUCUCAGCCAGUGUCUCUGGCCUUUAUUAGUAAUAAACAUUCACAUUUGGUAAAA
Cyprinodon variegatus (sheepshead minnow) is the source of this 1792-nucleotide messenger RNA. RefSeq names its product heterogeneous nuclear ribonucleoprotein A/B-like. Gene Ontology annotation, molecular function: RNA binding. NCBI's taxonomy places the organism in Eukaryota, Metazoa, Chordata, Actinopteri, Cyprinodontiformes, Cyprinodontidae. The record is from RefSeq and is a predicted model, not a curated record. Gene Ontology annotation, cellular component: nucleoplasm. The coding region runs from base 169 to 1107 and encodes 312 amino acids. Gene Ontology annotation, biological process: regulation of gene expression. The transcript has 9 exons.